AUGGCGGAGGUGGUAGCUUCCGGCCAAGACCAUGACACUCCCCGACCGCGUCGCGCCCACGGCAAGAAGCGCGCCGCCGACAACCAGCUCGAGUCAGAGCAGCGUCUGAGCAAGCGUUUCGAUCUGCUGAAUCUCGGUAUGCUACAUGCCCUCCACCUGUCUCCCGCUUCCUUCGCUGACCGUAGCCCAGAGAAUGGCACGCGCCUGUACCUCCCUGUUGCCGGAUCGUCUGUUUCCGCCGUGACCCCAGACCAACGCGCGAAACAGCCUGCAAAGACAGUUCCAAUACCUCCCGCGCCCGAAACGGUGAAGAAACGGAAAGCAAGACCGCCGCGGCCUCCUCCACCGGACGAUUGCAUGCAGGUUGAAGACACGCCGCAUCGCGUCUACAUUGCUGAUUUGGACGCCGAGCUCUCCGAUAUCGAAUCGGACGAGGACAACCCCGUCUUCCUUCAGGAUAUCGAGAAGCAUCUUGCCAAGAUACCCAAGCAUGUGUUGAUGGGACCAGAGCCAAAGCCAACCAAAGAUAACCAGUUGGUCUUGUACAAUGUGCCAAGCAGUUUGACGGUGCCGGAAGCAAACGAUAGCGUGCGGAAGGCCAUCGUGGAGGCACGAGGUAGGAUAAGAGAGAGGCAGGCGACUGGCAUAGUGGAGCCUGAGCAGGUUGUACCACCAACAUCAGCCCCAGAGACAGCAUUCCCGACAGAGAUACCCCCACCGUCCUAUGAUUCCGAUGCCAUGGACAUCGACUAG
Messenger RNA from Didymosphaeria variabile, 753 nucleotides. RefSeq lists its product as uncharacterized. The record is from RefSeq and is a predicted model, not a curated record. The transcript has a single exon. Bases 1 to 753 code for a protein of 250 amino acids. NCBI's taxonomy places the organism in Eukaryota, Fungi, Ascomycota, Dothideomycetes, Pleosporales, Didymosphaeriaceae.